This is a messenger RNA of Alosa alosa (allis shad), 1737 nucleotides long. Its product is annotated as golgin subfamily A member 6-like protein 22. The record is from RefSeq and is a predicted model, not a curated record. The transcript has 2 exons. The annotation marks the transcript as partial. Lineage: Eukaryota; Metazoa; Chordata; Actinopteri; Clupeiformes; Clupeidae.
AUGAGAAAAGAGAGAGAAGAAGAAGAAUUGGAGAAAGCUGGAGAAGAUGAAACAGAGCAGGAAAGAGUGAUGGAGAAUAUGGAGAAAAAAGCCACAGAGGAGGAAAGACUGAAGAGAGAGAUGAUACAAGCAGAAGAAAAAAGAGAAGAAGAAAUGGCACACCUGAGAGAGAAGGUAAUGAGGAAAGAGAUGGAAAUAAAGAAAGAGGAUGAACAGAUGAGAACGAUGGAAGAGAGAGAGAAAGAGCAGCAGAGAAUGCUGAGAGAAGCAGAGAAAAAAGCGAAGGAGGACGAACGACAAAUGAAAGAGAUGGAAGCAAAAGUGAGAGAGCAGGACAGAAUGUUGAGAGAAAAAUUGAAGGAGAAAGAGAGACAGACGAGGGAGAUGAUGGAGAACGCAAGAGAGCAGGAGAGAAUGCAGCUAGAGAUGGAGAGACAAGCAAAGGAGGAAGAAAGAAUGAUACGAGAGAUGGAAGAAGAAGCAAUAGAACGGAAGAGAAAACUUAAGGAGUUGGAGAAUAAAGCAGAGGAGGAAGAAAAACGAAUGAAGGAGAUGAUAGAGAAAGCGAGAGAGCAGGAGAGAAUGCAGCUAGAGAUGGAGAAAAAAGUCAAGGAGGAGGAAAAACAAAUGAAGGACAUGGUAGAGAAAGUGAGAGAGCAGGAGAGAAUGAUGGAGAAAAAAGUCAAGGAGGAAGAAAGAAUGAUACGAGAGAUGGAAGAAGAAGCAAUAGAACGGAAGAGAAAACUGAGAGUCUUGGAGAGUAAAGCAGAGGAGGAAGAAAAACGAAUGAAGGACAUGAUAGAGAAAACGAGAGAGCAGGAGAGAAUUUUGAGAGAAGCAGAGAAAAAAGCAAUUGAGGACGAACGACAAAUGAAAGAGAUGGAAGAAGAAGCAAUAGAACGGAAGAGAAAACUUAAGGAGUUGGAGAAUAAAGCAGAGGAGGAAGAAAAACGAAUGAAAGAGAUGAUAGAGAAAGCGAGAGAGCAGGAGAGAAUGCAGCUAGAGAUGGAGAGACAAGUCAAGGAGGAGGAAAAACGAAUGAAGGAGAUAAUAGAGAAAGCGAGGGAACAGGAGAGAAUUUUGAGAGAAGCAGAGAAAAAAGCAAUGGAGGACGAAAGACAAAUGAAAGAGAUGGAAGCAAAAGUGAGAGAGCAGGACAGAAUGUUGAGAGAAAAAUUGAAGGAGAAAGAGAGACAGACGAGGGAGAUGAUGGAGAACGCAAGAGAGCAGGAGAGAAUGCAGCUAGAGAUGGAGAGACAAGCAAAGGAGGAAGAAAGAAUGAUACGAGAGAUGGAAGAAGAAGCAAUAGAACGGAAGAGAAAACUUAAGGAGUUGGAGAAUAAAGCAGAGGAGGAAGGAAAAGAAAUGAAGGACAUGAUAGAGAAAACGAGAGAGCAGGAGAGAAUGCAGCUAGAGAUGGAGAAAAAAGUCAAGGAGGAGGAAAAACAAAUUAAAAACAUGGGAGAGAGAGAGCAGGUGAGAAUGUUAAGAGAGGCAGAGAAAAAAGCAAAGGAGGAGAAACGACAGUUGAAAGAGAUGGAAGAAAAAGUGAGAGAGCAGCACAGAAUGUUGAGAGAAAAAUUGAAGGAGGAAGAGAGACAGAUGAGGGAGAUGAUGGAGAAAGCAAGAGAGCAGGAGGAGGAGGAAAAACAAAUUAAAAACAUGAUAGAGAAAGAGAAGGAGCAGGAGAGAAUGCAGCUAGAGAUGGAGAGACAAGUCAAGGAGGAGGAAAAACAA